This is a messenger RNA of Dentiscutata erythropus, 137 nucleotides long. The record is from the annotation of a GenBank genome assembly. NCBI's taxonomy places the organism in Eukaryota, Fungi, Glomeromycota, Glomeromycetes, Diversisporales, Gigasporaceae.
CUGAUAUUAUUAAACAAAAUCCUUCUAAUUUACAAAGACCUAUAGUAGUAGAUUGGAAUAAUGGUAAAGCUAUUAUUGCUCGUCCUCCAGAGAAACUUAAUGAAUUUUUGAAAGAGUUAGGAUAUUGGAAGGAUUGA